GCCCGGGACCUGUGCCAAGCCGACCUGCACGACUGCCGGAAGAUUAUUUGUCUAGAAGACGCAGCAGGAGCGCUACGCCGGAUCGAGUCCAACAACGCGCCUCGUCUUCUAGCCCAAGAACUUCACAUCAAGAGACAUAUCCAAGUCACCACGCACGCAUUGCGGCCAUUCCCGGAAAGCCGAGCUAUAAUCGCCACGAAGAUACCGUUCUCAUCCCCAACGACUUGAUUGAGAUCAGGAUCCGGACUAGCAAGCAGCGGCAUUGGCGCGUGCUGCAGGUCCCGAACCUUACGGUUGCUGAGAUCAUGAGGAGUGUUACUUCUUCUCGGAACGCGAGGCUGGCGUUCGUGCAGUAUGAUCCUAAGACUGGAGAGGAGAAGAGGGAGUGGAUGGCUUCGGCGCAGCAGGAGUUGCCGAUUCGGAGGUUGAAGGUUCCUAGGGGUGGGUUUCGAAGAAUGGCGACCUCACCAAAUGCCGCCACGCGUGUCUUUGGCAUCACCGAGCUGCUGGAACACAUCCUGAUCGACGUCUCGCCACGCGACCUCAUUCAUCUCCAACUCGUUUCGAAGAAUUGCAAGAAUACAAUUGAUGGAUCUUCAAUACUACAGCGCAUGAUCUACCCUGAGCCCACCGACGCAAAGUUCGCCUGGGUGGAUCAGUAUAGGACCCGUCUUCUCAGUAGAGAGUUGUUAGGUUCCUACAUCAAGGACAUCGUGCCAGUCACCGACCUGACAAGCCGCUAUCCAGAUGACAGCUUCGCCCGCAGCGCCAGAUUCAAUGAGUUGGUGCUGCGCAAGCAGAGCACUGAUGUCUGGGGGAGCUUUGCUGCUCGCGUGAUUGGAGGAGAGAUUCUGGUAUUCAACGAGAAGGCGAACCAAAUCUUGUUCGCUCACGACCAGCCUCUCAGCUGCGACAAGAUGUUUUUGACCAAUAUCCCAAUCUCCGAACUGGAGUUGUUGGUGGAGUGUGACUGCAACCGCACUGGUGGCUGCUCAAACCAUCGCAGCUUCCGCUUCGUCUGGAACCCUGAGGGCUUCCGUGUAGGCUGGAUACGCGAAUAUGUGCGCGGCAUCUGCUCCCUGGUGCAAUCUGUAAGGAUCAGAUUCGCUGCCACAGACGAGCACCAGAACGGCGUCGUGUUCCCGACCGAGGCGGAGGCUGAUUGGGUGAAGGAGAAGCUGGGCAUUGACAUCUAG
Messenger RNA from Pseudocercospora fijiensis CIRAD86, 1196 nucleotides. RefSeq lists its product as uncharacterized. The transcript is spliced from 2 exons. Lineage: Eukaryota; Fungi; Ascomycota; Dothideomycetes; Mycosphaerellales; Mycosphaerellaceae. Gene Ontology annotation, molecular function: protein binding. Bases 306 to 1196 code for a protein of 296 amino acids. The record is from RefSeq and is a predicted model, not a curated record.